Messenger RNA from Fusarium venenatum, 381 nucleotides. RefSeq lists its product as uncharacterized. The record is from RefSeq and is a predicted model, not a curated record. Lineage: Eukaryota; Fungi; Ascomycota; Sordariomycetes; Hypocreales; Nectriaceae.
AUGUCGCAUCCAAUCCUCUUCAACAGCUCCCUUGGUCUAGGCCUCUUCCUUGCCGGUCUUGGCUUCAACGCAUCUUUCCGUCCCAAUGCCCACCUCAAGGCCCUCGAGUUCCCUAUCCCCAAAGAUCCAGAGGCCAAAAAGUUCAGCCGCGCCCUCAUGCGUAUCUGGGGCAUCCGAAAUAUCUCAGUUGGUCUCCUGGUCGCGCUCAUAUGGACUACUGGUGACGAGAACCUAAUGGCAAAGGCUUUGGGUGUUACUAUUGCUUUGCCAGUGACGGAUGGGUUUGUGAGCAGAAUCGUCAUCGGAGGUGGUGAGACUCAGCAUUGGGUAUUUCCACCUCUGUUGGCCGUUUUCAGUGCUGGGCUAUUUGGGGCGUUUUGA